GUGCGCAGUAUUUCUACGAAUAUCGAAGUAGAAUCCUUAGUAUUGUUGGUUAGUCCAUGACGGCAUGACAGGACAGCGUAACGACACAAACGGCUAAGCCUUACUACUUUCUUGUGGAACUCUCCAGCUUUCUCCUUUCCUUUCCUUUCCUGUCCACAAAAAUUACACAAACUGCCACUCCGCAACUCCACCCAUGGCGGCUUCUCUCCACACCCACCACUACCAUCUUCAUCUCCGCCGCUCUACCGCCUCCAAACUCCACACCCAUCAAGCCCCCAUAUUCUCACGGCGCUUCCCGACCGGAAAACAAAGGGCUCUUACUCGUAGACAGAACCGCAAGGGUGGUAGAGAUGGAACAACUGACUCAUUCUGCUGGGUGUGCAGAGCUGGUUUGGAGAUUGAUAAGGUCUCGCCUGAUGAUGAACGAAGUGAAAGGCCUCCUUUCGAUAUCAAUUUGGCCGUCAUUCUCGCCGGUUUUGCAUUCGAGGCCUAUUCUAGCCCACCUGCUAAUGUUGGAAGGCGUGAAAUUGAUGCUGCAGAUUGUAAGACAGUGUACCUUUCAGAGUCAUUUGUGCGUGAGAUAUACGAUGGCCAACUAUCUGUGAAAUUGAAAAAAGGCGUCAAUCUUCCUGCCAUGGAUCCAUGGGGAACAAGUGAUCCAUAUGUGAUCAUGCAAUUAGAUGGUCAAGUUAAUAAAAGCAAGAUUAAAUGGGGGACAAAAGAACCAACUUGGAACGAGGACUUCAAUUUUAAUAUCAAGCAGCCUCCAACCAAAAAUCUUCAGGUUGCUGCUUGGGAUGCAAACCUUGUAACUCCACAUAAGCGCAUGGGGAAUGCAGGCAUCAAUCUAGAAUGCCUUUGUGAUGGGAAUUUGCAUGAAAUACUGGUGGAAUUGGAAGGUAUGGGAGGUGGUGGGAAAUUACUUAUAGAGGUCAGAUAUGAAACUUUUGAAGAAAUUGAUGAGGGGAAAAAGUGGUGGAUGAGGGUCCCCAUUGUUUCUGAAUUUCUCCGUAAUAAGGGUUUUGAACCUGCUCUGAAAAAGUUUGUUGGCUCUGACACUGUGCAAGCACGUCAGUUUGCAGAAUAUGCUUUUGGGCAGUUAAAGUCAUUCAAUAAUAAUGCUUACCUUUGGAAGAAUCUGAUUUCAAGUAAUGAUGAAAGUGAUAGGAAGGGCCCUGGGAAACCUAAUAAUUCUGCUGUUGUGUCAGGCGUGCCUUCCCAGAUGGAGGGUAUUGCAGAGGGUUCUUUAGAUAAUGCAGACUGCAAUGAAGUGAGCAAUUUAGAGGAGUCUAACAGAGAUAAUGGUGGUGUGGAGAAUGGAAAUGCCUCUCAGCCAGUGAAAAAACUCGAUGAUGAAAUGCAGUCAGAUAAGAACUUUUGGAAGAACUUUGCUAAUGAGAUCAAUCAAAAUGUUGUAGAGAAAUUUGGAUUGCCAGUGCCAGGAAAAUUAAAGUGGGAUGGGUUUGAUUUAUUAGACAGAGUUGGUUUGCAGUCACAAAAGAUAGCAGAAGCAACUUAUGUUGAAUCAGGGCUUGCAACUCCAGAAGUGUUAGAUGUUGAUAACGAUAAAACAACAGCCCCACUUCCCAUUAGCAUUAUGCAGUCUUCAUUUCCAGAUAUAAAGGAAGCAACAAGGGAACUAUUAAAGCAAACCGAUUCUGUUUUAGGAAUAUUAAUGGUUCUAACUGCAACAGUAUCUCAAGCAAAGAAGGAAGAAAAUAUUGUAGGAGGGAGUGCAACUAAGGAAGAGGAUGAUGUCGUAACUGAGAAGCUUGCUAACUCACAGGGAGCUGAGGAGAUGAAAGCACUGUUCUCAACUGCAGAAACUGCCAUGGAGGCUUGGGCGAUGCUCGCUACUUCUUUAGGACAUCCAAGUUUUAUAAAGUCUGAAUUUGAGAAACUAUGUUUCUUAGAUAAUGAGACGACAGACACACAGGUUGCAAUUUGGCGUGAUUCUGCACGGAAAAGAUUAGUGAUCGCUUUCAGGGGAACAGAGCAGGCAAGAUGGAAGGACUUGCGAACGGAUUUGAUGCUAGCUCCUGCUGGGCUGAAUCCAGAAAGGAUAGGAGGAGACUUUAAGCAAGAAAUUCAAGUUCAUAGUGGCUUCUUAGGUGCAUAUGAUUCUGUCAGAAUAAGGAUCAUCUCUCUAAUUAAAUUGGCAAUCGGUUAUAUUGAUGAUCUUGCUGAGCCGCUGCACAGAUGGCAUGUUUAUGUAACUGGUCAUAGUCUUGGUGGUGCAUUAGCUACUCUCCUAGCUCUCGAACUUGCAUCAAGUCAAUUAGCAAAGCAUGGAGUGAUCAGUAUAAGCAUGUAUAAUUUUGGAUCUCCUAGGGUUGGGAACAAAAGAUUUGCUGAUGUUUAUAAUGAGAAAGUCAAAGAUAGUUGGAGAGUUGUAAAUCACAGAGACAUUAUACCAACUGUUCCCCGCUUGAUGGGUUACUGCCAUGUAGCUCAACCUGUUUAUCUAGCAACAAGAGACCUAACAAAUGCCUUGGAAAAUAUGGAGCUCUCUGGAGAUGGUUACCAAGCUGAUAUGAUCGGGGAGUCCACACCCGAUGUUCUCGUCAGUGAAUUCAUGAAGGGUGAGAAGGAACUUAUACAGAAAAUUUUACAGACUGAAAUAAAUAUAUUCCGUUCAAUCAGAGAUGGAACUGCACUUAUGCAACAUAUGGAAGAUUUUUACUACAUCACGUUGCUAGAGAAUGUGAGAUCAAAUUACCAACCUGUUGCCAAGUCGUUAUCCGACGAACAAGAAAACAAAACAAUCAGCUGAGGAUGGCAUGUGUACAUGUAUUCAUAAUUAGUUAAUAGCAAUUCUUUCAAGGAUUAUACCUGCAACACGUCACCAUUAGGAAGGUGCCAUAUAUUUUCCCAAAUUGUACAUAUGUAACUAAUUUCAGUAAUUUGUAUUAGUUUUCUUUGAAUAUUACUAGUUCAUAAUCAUUAUUUUA
Molecule: messenger RNA, 2951 nt
Organism: Rosa rugosa (rugosa rose)
Lineage: Eukaryota; Viridiplantae; Streptophyta; Magnoliopsida; Rosales; Rosaceae
Exons: 18
Coding region: 194-2773 (859 amino acids)
Biological process (GO): lipid metabolic process
Source: RefSeq, a predicted model, not a curated record